Trematosphaeria pertusa is the source of this 465-nucleotide messenger RNA. RefSeq names its product P-loop containing nucleoside triphosphate hydrolase protein. NCBI's taxonomy places the organism in Eukaryota, Fungi, Ascomycota, Dothideomycetes, Pleosporales, Trematosphaeriaceae. The transcript has a single exon. The record is from RefSeq and is a predicted model, not a curated record. The annotation marks the transcript as partial. Gene Ontology annotation, biological process: protein insertion into mitochondrial inner membrane from matrix; mitochondrial respiratory chain complex III assembly. Gene Ontology annotation, molecular function: ATP binding; ATP hydrolysis activity. Gene Ontology annotation, cellular component: mitochondrial inner membrane.
GGGUACCUACUUUACAGACUACCUAGAACUAGGAAAUCUAGCCUUAGCCUUUCUAUUGCAGGCAAGUUUGAUUUAGACGUUUACGUCCUCACUAUGUCUAGCCUCGACGACCGUAGCCUAAAAACUCUCUUCGCUGAGCUCCCGCAGCACUGCAUCGUCCUACUCGAAGAUGUCGAUGUGACCAGCGUGCAUCGAAUACAAGACAGCAAUGCGGAUGCAAGCCAAAGCCUUGGCCAAAAUGGCUCCCCACGAAUGUCUGCCGGUGGAAAGGUGUCUCUAUCAACCCUCCUCAAUGUUCUCGAUGGUCUAGCGUCACCCGAAGGCAGAGUGUUGAUCAUGACAACCAAUCAUAUCGAGCGCCUAGACCCUGCACUCAUACGUCCCGGCCGUGUGGACACGAAGGUCAAGUUCAUUCUCAACUCUGAAACAUUUCUGGGGGGCACGAUGUGCCGCCACAGAACGUGA